Messenger RNA from Schizophyllum commune H4-8, 849 nucleotides. RefSeq names its product PDT-domain-containing protein. The record is from RefSeq and is a predicted model, not a curated record. Gene Ontology annotation, cellular component: cytoplasm. The transcript has 5 exons. Gene Ontology annotation, molecular function: prephenate dehydratase activity; chorismate mutase activity. Bases 1 to 849 code for a protein of 282 amino acids. NCBI's taxonomy places the organism in Eukaryota, Fungi, Basidiomycota, Agaricomycetes, Agaricales, Schizophyllaceae. Gene Ontology annotation, biological process: L-phenylalanine biosynthetic process.
AUGAACGCAGCUACACCAACAGUCGCCUACCUUGGACCCUCCGGUACCUACUCGCAUCAGGCGGCCUAUGAGAGAUUCGGCCCUAAUGUGGCGUAUGUUGAACAGAGAACCAUAGCCGAUGUAUUCAAUGCGGUCGCUUCUACGGGUGCGAUCGGUGUUGUGCCACAAGAAAAUACGAUCUUCGGGGCUGUCGUUGAGACGUAUGAUGCGCUCGCAGCUCGAGCGGACCGGGUUUUCGUGCGGGGUACCGUAACGCUAGCCGUACAGCACUGUCUACUCGCGAAAACUGGUACGCAGCUCGAGGAUAUCGACACCGUUGUCAGCCACGAACAGGCACUUGGCCAAUGUCGAGAGUUUUUGCGAACACAUCUCCCGAAAGCACGGCUCGUUGGCGCUCCUUCGACAGCAGCUGCGGCUCGCGAUGUUCUCGCAGGCCCGUCAACCUCCGCCGCUAUCGGCUCGAAGUUAUGUGCAAUAACUUUUCCGGGACUUUCUGUAUUGCGCCAAAGCAUACAGGCCGAAUCGAAUAAUUUCACGCGGUUUUAUACUAUCACAAAAGAGCCAGAUACACCAUUACCAGACGGCCAACGAGAACAGCACGACGGCAGCUAUGCACUCAUGACAAUCACGCCUGGGCCAGGGCAGAGGAUAUCGUCGGUCCUUCAUGCCCUCUCCCUGGAUGUUAUCCGCAUGGACAGGCGACCCGCACCCAAUGCGCUACCUUUCCAGGACACAUACCUUCUUGAAGUCGUGGGUGCUGGACCGGCUGAGUGGAGAACACACUUGGAUCAAGCUUUGGAUCGUGUGCGGACGUCGGGGGCGACUGCGAGCCUCAUGGGCAUAUGGUGA